CUUCACAAUAUGUUACAUGUACCUUUUAUUGUUUGUCUGUGGAACUUGUCAACCCCAUCGUUUUCCUCUAACUGAUCGCUGCAGACCAGUUUCCCGCGCCUUAUGACGCGUCUGUCUUAGCUUGGAAAUGAGGCUAGAUGCAGAAAACUUUCAACAUGGCAGGAGUCAUGGCGGACCUUGUAUGGAGUUGCAUAAUUGCCAUUUUAAGGCUAAACUGUGAUCUAUAAGAAGCGUACACAACUGUUACAGAUGAUGAACUGAUAUGAUGGAUGAAACGCCUGACGACUACACCAGGGAGUUUUACGCAGAGGGAAGAACUCGAGAUACAUGUUAGUACUGGCUAUACUAUAUUUAUUUUAUUUAUUUAUUACAAUCUAUGGUCAAAAAGGCCAAAGGAUAAUCUGCAAAGGAGUCCGAAACCCUAUAUAAAAACAGAUCACCUAUGAACUGAAAUAAAUACAUUAAGGAUAAUAAAUGCAAGAAAUGCAUCUAUGAAAAGGAAAAAUACUUAAGAAUCACUAAUAAAUUUCUUAACUCGACUUACAACUUUUAAAUUAUCAAAAUAAAAACAGAUCACCCAUGGCUUAAAUAAAUACACUGAAGACAAUAAAUUCAAGAAAUGCAUUUAUGAAAAGGAAAAGUACGUAAGAAUCACUAAUACAUUUCUUAACUCUAGACUUAAAAAUAUUUACAUCAUCAGAAUAACGAAUAUCGAAAGGUAAUUGAUUCCACAUGUCAAUUAUUCGAUGGAAGAAACUAUACUGGUAAAGUUUCCGCACAGCCCCAUACUAUUGUAAAACAAAUCUGUUUUCCCAAUGGAAAUGUGUUGUUUUUGUCAUUGUUUUCUCUAUUCAAGAACUUAAUGUAGUAUGGGGCUGUGCGGAAAUUUUACCACUAUACUUCAAGACAUUAGUUCUAUAUUUUAGCCGUUGAAUCUUCGAUAAUAUGACAUAAGAAUUCAAGUCCAUCAAUAGAAAUUUAUGAGGAAUUGAACAAAUUGGAACGAAAAAAGUUGUUGUCAGAAUGUAACUUCUAAGUAAACGGCGGCUUGAAUGUGACAUGGAUAAAACCCGUCUCGUUUUCCUUUAGCGACUCUUUUAGCGUCUUUCUACGGACUCGUUUUUCGAUUUUUAUCGUGGUAUCAAGUUUCCUCUCAUGUGCUAGCGUGUGGUAGGAGAUGGCAGACUCUCAACUGGAACUUUUUACAGAUGGUAAACAAGUGAGCAACGAUUACGAACUUAAAAAAUAGUAAAAAUUUGUUUUCAUAUCCCACGUGGUUCGCCAAAUAAUAGCAGACUUUAUCAGGGAGUUGUUACAAGUGGGUUGAUAAGCUUUGAAUUGAUGAAUGAAUGAAUUGUAAAUAAAAUUUCUAUUUAUGAUUUAGUUCUAAAUCUGACCCCAUGCAUAUCAUGUACUCGUACAUGUAACGUCUUAAAUUGUCAUGCAUGUACUGCUUCCUGUUUGUGGUUAAGUUUCUUUUUGCUAUUUUAUUUGUUCAAUAGCAAGCCUUCUUGAGCCAGAAUCAUCAGAACAUAUGAGCAAUGGCUUGGUGGAGCAACUUCAGCUUGUUCAACCUCAGAUCGUUGAAAGGUGAGUAAAUCUUGCUUUUUUAACAACCAUUUGUAGAAUUGUUGAGUGAUUAUAACUUGAAACACCCUUCCUUGUAAAAUUGUGCUACCAAUGAUAAAUGGAGUGAAAAAAACUCUCUCCCCUCUCCCCUUUUCAGAAUCACUGGUUGGAGUUAACCAUUCACAGAAGGCAAAGGGAAUAUUGUUCAGUAAUGCUUAAGAAAAAGUGAAGGGGAUUAUUCAACAAUACUCACUGAGCCUGAAGUAAAUAAUUAUUUUAGUAAUUAGUUGCUUAGGUGCUUUCAAAUUCUGCUGUGAAUGUUGGUUUUGAAACCAUUCUGUUUCAAUUGUUUUAACUACCAAUACCAAUACAAAGAGCAAGUUUGCACUAGAAUUUGAUGACUGACAAAAUGCAAGGUAACCAUUUUUAAAUGUAUCACUCUUGCCAUAACCACCUUGUGCAAGGUAAUUAUGGUGAGAUAUGAUGCACUCCUCGACCAAUCAGAACAACUGAAUCUUGAAUCUUUAGAGCAAUUAUACAAAGGUUCUUUUAUCCCAGCAGUAAUGUAAAGGGGUAAGAGGUGAGUGAGUUUAAAUGGUCUAUUAAAGUAGGCUGUCUUAACUAUUUUCUACUGGUUGUGGUGUGAAAAAACAAGAGAAAAGCAUUAAAAUUCAUGUAAAUUUGCUCCUCAAAUAUUGCACAGCAUUAAAGUCAAGGAAAGUGUAUUUGAUCACAGUCACUUUGCUUUCAAAGGAUUCACUGUUUUCACACCAUAUCACAAUUUGAUGUAUGUGUUUGUAUUAUUCAUAGCUCCUGUUGUCCACAAAAGCCAUUGUUAUACCUUACAAUGGCUGCAUGUAUGGCUGGACUGGGUGGAGUUCUGUUUGGUUAUGAUAUAGGUAUGUGAAGUUGAAACUCAGGAAUUAUGUGCAACAUUUUUGAAGGGGAUGUUUGUGUGAAAACUUUGUAAUUAUACGUGUAAAUAAGAAGGAUUGCCUGCUUUAGGUUGAUUAGUCCUGAAAGGAAUGUUGCUGGGAGACUUACUGACAAUUUGGCAAUCUAAUUGGGAGUUAUCAUCAGAGUCAAAAAUCUAGGCACUGAUGCUGUUGAUGACUGCAACAACUGACAACAUUCAUCUCACUUUCUACCAUGACAAUCACAAGAAGUUUUUCUUGGUGCAAAUCACAUCUUCAGGGACAAUACCACAAGGAUAGCUUGAGACCUGCGCUUUUCUGUACCUGCAUGUUGACAAGUUACUCUGACACUGCAGCAAACUAUAGUGGUCUUUCCCUUGUGUUGAACUGGUAGGCAGAAGAGUUGAGAUUAGUAAUAGUAAUAGUUAUUACAUUUUUCUCAGGUGUGGUGUCUGGAGCAAUUCUUCAACUGAGAGCUGAGUUCCAUUUAGAUUGCACUCAACAAGAGAUGGUGGUGAGUUCCAUGCUGAUGGGAGCAGUUCUGGCAUCACUGAUAGGAGGUAACAUUAAUUAUUAUGAAGUAUGAAUGAAAGAUAGAGCACUUCUCAGCUGGGAGUUGUGAAGCCAAAGCAAAAGGAAUCACCCAAUGAACUUGUAAUUGCUGUUCAAAAUGCUCUUAACUGUUGUUGAGAUAACAUCAACCAGUAUGUCCUAUUAUCUGUAGUUGAUAACAUAUACAUUUUUCAGUACUGAUGGUAACUCUUUUAUGCAGGAUUAAUAGUGGAUUUUAUUGGAAGACGUCUGGCUAUUGUCAUUAAUUCUGCAGUGUUUCUUAUUGGAGCAGUCAUUUUGGCAUUUGCACCCUCAUUUGCAAUUCUGGUGGGUAGCAUAUCCCAUAUAAUGUUCCUUUUAUAUUCUUAUUCCACUCAAGUAAAUUGCUUUGUACUAAAUGUUUGCCACUAAUGAAAAAUGACUCACGAUUCUAGAUUAUUGGUCGUUUUAUUGUUGGGUUUGGAGUGUCCUUGUCUGCCAUUGCUGAGUGCAUCUACAUCUCAGAGAUAGCUCCUGCAGUAAGUUUCAUAAUUAUGAUUGAGUUGAGUGCUUACCUUCUAAGAUCUUUUAACUGAUUCUCCCUUCUAAUAGCCAUACAUUUCCUUGUAAAAAUGUUGAGAGAUUUUGUCAUCAUAUCAAAAUAACUCUAACUGAGAAUCAAUGUAUUCUAAUCUUGUGUUUGCUAGAUGAUGUUUUGGUGUUGAGGUCUAGUUUGCUUGGCUCUCUUGUCGCUGAUUAUUAGUGAGACACUGUUGAUUAUCAGAACUUGAUGAUGUUAAUGAGAAUUUAAUUGAUGUUGCAUUAUAUUUGCUUUCUUGAAGCAAAAUACAUUUUCUUAGUUGGUAAAUUAAACUGAGAUAUUAAAAAGUGUUUAUUUUGUUUCAGAAUAAACGUGGCCUGUUGGUAUCAAUCAAUGAGCUUGGUAUAUGUCUUGGUCUUUUGCUAGCUUACUUGGCCAAUGUGAUUUUCAUUGAUUUACCAUCUGGCUGGUGAGUCAUUUUCUGUGUAGUAACUAAGUUCCAAUGUGAGAAAUGGGCAAGGGGGAGCUCAAAUAAAGCUUUCCAACAUUUUGAGAAUGCAUAGCCUCAAGAAACAAACAAAGAAUAGGAAAAUUUUCAAAGGAAAUAUAUAUGAAAUGACCAGAUUAAUGUAUUGUCCAUUGGUUUGUCUUCAAGGCGCUACAUGUUUGGAUUGUCAGGAAUUCCAGCCUUUAUCCAAGGUAUAGGAAUGUUCUUUUUACCAUACAGUCCCAGAUGGCUGAUAGUAAAUGGACAGGAUGAAAAGGUACAAUUACAGUUACUUUAAUGGCUUAAUAUAUGUUAUCUGUAGGUUAUUUGUAUACUAGGAAAAUUACAAACUUCUGUCAACUCUUGAUGUUUGCUUUAGCUAAGUUUAAUAAGAAACUAAUGAGUGAUUUCUUUCAGCAAAAUAGAGCCAAAAUUACCAACCUUUAGUCUGUAUGUGAUUGUUCAUGGUGAACAACCUGCUCCUUUUCUAUUUCUCAGGCUUGUAGAAUGAUUCAGAAGCUUCAAUGGUCAGGUGACCCACAUGAAGAGUUUACAAGGAUCAAGUCUGGGCUCAAAGUGGAAUAUGUAUGUACUUAUGAUUAUGCCACUAGAAGUACAUCUCUGCAACACCUGAACCCUAGCCCCUUCAGAACAAAUAUAAGGAAAUUCUUUCCAACAAUUAUAGGGUGCUACUAUUGGAAUGAUAUUCCUAUAUCUAUGCAGGAGAAGCCCAUUAAAGAACUUUUUCCCUUUCUCAGUACUGAUUAAUGUCUUCCUCUGACCAUGUUUUAUUUACAUAUUUGUUGUUUAAGGUGUGAUUCUUAUUCCCUCUCUUGUAUUUGAAUCUUAUAUCUCAUAUCUUAUUGUACCGCUUCUUUUUAUUGUAUGAAAAAAUGUAAUAAUAUUUAAGGUAAAGGGCAUCUAAUUAGCUUGCCAUAUUAUGCCCUUCUCCAUCCUCUUAUCUUACUUGUAAUUAUUCACUAGACUCUAAUCUGUUGAAAUGGAGGAAAAAAUAAAUACCAAAAUACCAAAUAUGUAUUUACUUGAGGUGACUUACAGCUGUACAGAGGAUUGAAGGUUAUAUGGGUUAUUGCCCAUUACAUUUAAGGACAAAUUAUAGAUACAAAUGAAUAUCUUGCAUUAAAACGCGCUGAAAGGUGAUUGUCCAUGUAGGUUUGAAUGUCUUAUUUGAAACUUUCUGGGAGAGUGUGACAUGCUAAUCUAAAUCUUUCCAUGGCUGUAGCUGAAGAGAGAUGGUUGAGGUGGGUGGGAGGGUACUUCAUUGAGGGAAGAAUUUCUUACCAUAAGCAAAUAAUCAUGUAUGUUUCAAAUGCUCAAAUGAUGAUGAUGCCAGGUGCUAAUGAGAGACCUUCUGACCUUAAAAUUCUGUACACAUGUUCAUUCCUGCUGCUAGCAGAUUUAGGCGCAAUUUUUCAUUUCAUUCGUCAUUCAGUUCAAGUUUUUGUGCUGCACUGUUGCCCCUCAGUUCAAUUAUUCUCAGUUAGACACUUUGCAAGCAGCACCCCUUCAAAUAUUUGUUGAAGUGUUUGUUAAUAUGUUGUUCACAGCGCUACAAGUUCACAGACCUGUUAAGCAGUAUGGAAAACAUGAGAAGCAGGAUGCUUGUUGGUGGUGGAAUUGUGUUUUUUCAACAGGUAUGGACACUGAGCAUUGUGAUUAACAAUCAUUUAACUGUUUUUUGCCUUCUCUUUUAUCCUGUGAAUUCAGAAGAUGUGUUCCAUACAGCUAUUUUUCUCUCCUAGCUGCUUUACAUUCCCUUGUAAAUCAAUUGAGAGUAUCUGUUCAGUCAGUUGUAAGUAGUUGGCCCUACCCCACUAGCGGAUGAUUUUGUCUGUUCUGUAUGUGUGGAUGAUGAAUUGAUUAUGAAAGGAGAAAUUAAUUGUUGAUUACUUGAGAACUGCAGGGUUUAAAGAUUAAUAUCAAAUUAGUUUUGCCAAUAGUCUAGGAAACUCCAUAAAGACUUCUAUCAGUAUGAAUUGUGCCAUCUUUGGGGUAUUGAAAAUUUGAAUUUUCAGGAAUAUACCUUCACCCAAGCCUUAAUAAGAAAAUAGGGAUCAGAAUUAUAUGAAACUAACACUACGUUUUAGUUUUUUGUAAAUAAUGCUCGUUAUGAUCUUGUUGGUGUUCAAACUGCAGUCAAUAAAUUGGCAGAUUUAAUAGGUAUUGAGAUAAUCUGCAGAGCUCUGAAAAGCAGAUCCACUAUUGUAGGGGAGCGUAAAAUAUGAGUAGUUCUGUGUAUAGUUUUGUGGAAGAAGAUUUAGACCUGUUAGCCUGAAUCUGCUCAAGGGAAUAUUUGAAGGGGAAGGUUAACAAUAAUAUUUUAAGAAAGCUUCAUGGGUGAUUGUGGGCUUCAUAGUUCACAGGUCAGCCAACUGUGGUGUAUUACGCAUCAACAAUCUUCCAAGCGCUCGGCUUUCAAAGUGGUGAGAAGGCAACGUUAGCAAGUUUAGGCAUCGGAAUAGCAAAGGUGAGUUCUAAGCGUAUAGAAUACCGCGCCUGUUUCUCAGCUCAAGUUGCUUUUUAGCUAAGAUAAGUAUUUUCAUUCCUUGUCUUUUCUUGUUUCAGCUUGUUGCUACUAUAAUAUCUCUCAGUACUGUGGACAAAGGUGGUAAGGAUUGCCUUUCCCCGUUCAAGUUACACCUUGAGUGAAACUUUCAAUUUAUAGUUGGAAGUAAUCAGGGAUUGUCUUGAUUUUGUGCCCUUCUUUCUCUGAUUGAUCUUGGAAACUUAUAGCAACUCCUCAAAAAAUUAGGUGCAAAAUUUAAAGUAAUCGUGACUCAGUCACCUCACUUUUAUUGCCCUCAAGGUUGGUGGUAUGUUCUCACAAAAAAUGUACUUUAAGUUUUAUUCAGCCACUUGUGAUGAUUAUCUGUGUUCUGACUGGCCAUUGCGGGUAACUUAGCGGUAGUUCUGCGAGUUCUUAAUUUUCUUUUUCCGCUGAAGGAACAUUUUAUAUCAUUUGCAGGUCGUCGUCGUUUUCUUCUCAUAGGUGUAUCAGUGAUGGCUGUUAGCAUACUCACGUUAGGGAUCAUUUCACAUUACUCACCACUGGGUCUGCAUCCAACCAGGAAAUGCCACUUUGUUACGCAGACAAGGAACUUUACUGAACCAGCAUCGAACCAAACACACAUGGCAAACAAAGGAUUGCGGUAUUUGACCCUCAGUGCUCUGGUACUCUUUGUUGGUGCCUACUCAUUCAGUUUUGGACCAGGUUUGUUUAAAUAGUGAGAAAAGCGUUUGAUUAUAGUUGUUUAGAACAAGGAGUUUCGUCUGACAUUUGAAUUGUUGCGUGGAGUUGAAUGUAGGAAUGUUCAGUUUACAGUCCCUAUCUUGCCUCUUGCAACACUGCACGCCGGUCGAGUGCGCUAAUUUUCUCAAAUUACACGCGCUUGGCACGCAAAUUGCUUGUGUGAAACACGCAAAUGCGCAAAGUGUUCUGCAUUUGUGUAGAAUGCGUGUACAUCAUACGCAAGUAGUCAGCUGUAACUCAUGACGAAUAUAUAGUAAGACAGACAGAUAGACUUUCGUCUUUAAAUUGUUGCUAUAUUGUUUCGGAUCAAAAUUGAAAUUGAUUGUUUUGCCCUUAAACUAAGCAACGACCCAACAACUGUUAUAUAUACAUAAAGGCAGUUUUCAAAACAAACCGAGAACGUGAUGACCUUUUUUGUCGAUUUUCUAUCUGAUGGUAAAGGAAAUGUUAUUUUUUUGAUGAGGAUAGAAAAAGGAUCUGUUUAGAGAAAUCUGUUAAGUAGGGGACCGAAAUCUGCCUUAGUCUUAGUUCGACAUGUAGACGAAGGUUUUUGCCCGGAGAAUACGGUAACGAUUUUCUAUUCGGAAGACUAUUUUUCAAAUACAUGUCUUGACAGCUACUCAAAUUCUAGGUGUAUAGGUUACUUUUUUUACGUAGCGUCAGCGGCCGAUUCGAACCUUUGUGGAAGCAAAUCGCUUAAGAAUCCUAAAUGGGUUGUAUUUUUAUGAUCGAACCAAAUUCAUUGAAUCCCUCAAGAAUAUAUGUGGUGCCUUAUCAGGCAGCAAUAAUGGCCAGAGAACCUUGGUGACUGAUGCGAAUGGUAAAUACAGGAGAAGUGAAAGAUUAGAAAGAAUUAUCGUAGAAGAAAAGAUAAAUAGGAGAAGAAGAAAAGAAAGACAUAGUAGGCAGCAACGGGAAGGGAACAUAUAUGACGCUUUCAACAACAACAGUUAGAGAGACAGAGAAAGUUGGUAAGAGAUGUAGAGAUUAAGUUGAUGUGAUGCAAUGAACACUAUUCAAACGUCAUUCUUACUCUUGGUUUUUAAAUGUUUAAUCCAUUUGCAAGACAAUAGUGAGUUAGGGGAACAAAACAUGAAGAAUUUCCAUGUGUCGACCUUUUCAUUACGUCACAUAAGGCCAGGAGCUAGAAACACUAACAUCCCUUUUUUUCAUCAACAGUGUCUUGGUUGGUGUUAAGUGAAAUUUUUCCAGCUGGUAUUAAAGGCAGAGCUUUUUCCAUCACUACUGUAAUCAACUGGGGCACAAAUCUGUUUGUUUCUCUCACAUUUCUUGACAUGCUAAGUAAGUAAAAUAUUCGUUAUAUAAAUACUUUCCUAUCCAGUCUACUUGUAUUGUAUCUGCAACAGCCUGGUUGGCCUGAAGUAUCUUUGGUUUUUCCUCACUAAGUUCUGUGAUCAAUCUAGGAAACUGGUGGCUCUCUCUUGGCUAGUCGAUGCAAAACUUAACUUUCUCACGACUUGAUCACUCAGGUUUUUCCGAGCACCAGGCACUGAGUUUGCUUGUUUUUACGUUGAAAUACCUUUGGCUCCGCAUGGAAUUUGUCUCGUUUCUCAUUGGCUAAUAUGAUUACUUUCAUUUUGAUUUCAGUAGCACUCAGCGUUCGAACAUUGUACAGUAUACUAUUGCUUAGGGUUAGAUCCGAACGAGUACUGAAAUGAACUUACAGAAAAAUCAAGUUCUUUUUUUUUUUUCUCAGGUGGCAUUGGAACGUCUUCAACCUUUAUUUUCUAUGCAGUUGUAUGCAUUCUAGCUCUACUAUUUGUUUAUAAAUAUGUCCCGGAAACGAAAGGCAGAACUUUGGAACAAAUAUCCGCAGAGUUGAAUGCAAGGUAACCAAUGGUGCUGCAUAUAGUUUUAUGAAUACACUAUAAUUCUCAACUCUUCAGAUCCCAAGAAAAUGAACAACCCGUUUUACAGAGUGACGAAGCACCGUACUCCAUUUGCUCCGACGAAGGGCUAACACUCGAAAAGUUGCUCUAGAUACUCUUUACAAAGGCAAAUUUGCGUCAUCAACACACUUGAUAGAACCAAAUUAUCUUACUAUUGACUAAAGUUUGUCAAGAAGCACAUCUGGUUUUGGAGAUAACUUGAUAAGAAAACUUAAACUUGCCAUGGGAACUAGUAAAGUGUUUAAAGGACGUUCAGCUCCUGCAAGUUUACCUCGACAGUUGUCUUUUACAACUUUCUUGACCAACUAUAUAUAGAAAGCUAAAAACGUUUCCUCAAUAGGUGCACCUGCUCAGUACAACUUGUCUUUCUAAUGCAGUUGAAAUGAAUAGUCUCCAAUAAAAUAUUUAUCUAUUUUCUCAGAAAACCACGAGAGAUCCUGCCAAAGAAACUGACCUGUUGUAAGGGCAGAGGAAGACGAAGGUUAAGAGAGCUGGGGACAAGACCUUCGCCUACUGGGUCUGCCACUGAUAUGUUACUGGAGAAUUCUUGCUGAAAUUUGAGCCGUUUGGAUAAUUGCAGUAAUUGACAUGUGCAAGACAGUUCAAGGUCGUCUGAUCGUCAAUCUGAAAGUCUUUGCAGCCAUCGAUUGGUUACGCCACUUUAACGCUCGUGGAUACGAUGACUCUCUCAGAAGAGAAGGAGAAAGAAUCGAAGGAAGAACUAUUCGAAACUGCUGAUAAAGAAAUUGCGAAAAAGCGAAGGAGUCGAUCAGACUGAACUCUUAAAGUAUAGCCAUUUUCAGCGGAACACCUCAAAUGUUCAAUUCCUGACAGAUUUAGCUAGAAUAGCAAUGAUGUGUUCGGUUUGUUGGGUUGUGAAUCACGUUUUAUAUUUUUUUUGCACCGGUGUAAAUAGCAAACGUUGAAAUUGAGCUUCUCAAGAUAAUAGGGAAGCUACUUGAAAUUACCUUUUCUAUGUAAGAAAUCAGAUAUGAUUGCCUCAUCGCCGGAAAUUUUUGCGAAAAAUAUAAAUUAUUUCGGAAGCAGG
Molecule: messenger RNA, 10271 nt
Organism: Pocillopora meandrina
Lineage: Eukaryota; Metazoa; Cnidaria; Anthozoa; Scleractinia; Pocilloporidae
Source: the annotation of a GenBank genome assembly